Messenger RNA from Porites lobata, 2114 nucleotides. Lineage: Eukaryota; Metazoa; Cnidaria; Anthozoa; Scleractinia; Poritidae. The record is from the annotation of a GenBank genome assembly.
AUGGACCAAACGGAAAUUCGUGUUCCAUUUCUUCAAAGACAUCUUCAUACCAGUUUCACGCCUUCGCGGCCUUUUUUCGGUAAAUGAGGGUAAACGGGUUUCCGGGACGAAAUUAACCAGUCCUGAAUUUUGCUUACCAUUUGUCCAAACCGUGAACCGACCCGUUUGCCCAUGUAAAUGGUAAACAGCCCUUGAGUACGUUCAUUUUAGUCUCAUAGAUCGUUUUCACGUGACGUCACGGAAUAUAUUCCCGCCAUGUUGGUGCACAUCUGAGUCAAGUGAUUAGCUUCUAACAACCAGCAAACACAGUCAAACAUUAUAAUUUCUGUUUAUGUAAGAUUGAUUCUUGGUGAAAAAUUUCAUUUUUGUUCGUCUGAUCCAGACUAUGGUGUUCGCGGGUGGUACCUCGCGGCUGCCUUGUUUGUUUUCAUUCAUCCACUCAACUCACUUAUAUUUUAGGUGAUGAAUUAUCUUCAAAGUUACGUUUCAUUAAAAAAGAAUUCGAUAAUUAUUAAGUAAAAGAAUUCCAAAAAGGAGCAUUUCCUCUCGAACGUGGAAUUGUGAUGUUUUAGAGUGCAAAAAACCUUGCGGUAAAUCAGCACUUUCCUCUAGAGCGUGGUCAAGCCAUACGCAUGUGAACCCUGACGGCCAUGCCCUGGUAACGUGACUUCUUGACGUUCACGGUGCGCGGGAAAUGCCGAAGAAUUCGAUCUUAAGGUCUCUAUUAACAUCAAUCAAAGGCAUACAUUUUCUUCCAAGCCUCGCAAACGAGGUGGAAAAAUACUCUAGAAUGUAAGUGGCAACUCUUGAAUCUAGAUAUCAACAUAACCUCAGCUAAGGUAAUCAGUGAAAGAUGACUGAUGCAACGAUUUAUACGACAUCAUCUCAAAAUCAGCUCAAAUCGCCUCAAAAAUACGUAACACAAGGGGAAAUUUCAAUUCAUGUUUUAUUUAAGCUUACUCAUUGUCGUUUACAUUGCCGGAGAAAUGAACGCUUCCUUACCAACACACUUGCCAAAUAAAAUUCAUGUCAUGGUCGCGCCAUUCAAAUCACGGCAAAAAGCAACCCAGAAUCUCCACCUUUUGUAACGCAGGUUGUGUUAAAUUUACCAGCACUCUUAAAAUACACUUUCUUAAUACACUGCUGCUGCGGUGCGAAAUGCAUAGUGGAAGUCCUCUUUUCAUUUUAGUCCCUGUCCUAGUUUCACUUUCUCAUGCUCUACUUCCAUCGCUGAGUCUAAUGUCUAAGGAAAUGUUUACCUUUAUCCUGCUUCAUAAAGGUUUGGUUUCUUGGACUCGGUUUUUUCCGGAAGCCGCCUUAUAUGUUCUGUUUCAGCCCGAGAUAGUUCAGCUCUCUCGUAUUCCUUCACGACAGCUUCUAGAUUGGCUGGAAGCUGUUUGGCAGGAUCACAUUUCUCUAGACCAAGAUUUGGCGUUGGAACCCAAUCAGCAGGAUCGUUCCUGUCUCACAGUUUUGCCGCUUCUCCCGAGAUAAAAUGUUUACCGCAGUCUCGGCCAUGCUCCAAAAACUCAGUCUGUACUGAUCGCAGCUAUCAAUUUGUUAAACGUCUUCUCGGAAAGUUUCAUCACGUCUUCACCUUGCUUGGAUAGGGCUUGAUGUAUUCUUGUCAUAAAAAUUCCUUAACACAGAAAGUGGGCGUCCCACAGCCAAAAACCGCCCGUAAAACCCCUCGUUGUCGCCCCGCUGAACUGUGGUCGUUUUAGUCGUUUUAAUACAUGUGAUGUGUACCAAUAGGGCGCCCGAUAGAAAGGUAGUCACGUGACUAAAAACGAUCCACAAAUUUCUAAUCACGUAGUGGCCUAGCUCAAGAGCAUUACAGGUCGUUUCAACAAGGAAUAUACUCGUACUCAUAAAGAAAAAACAAGUAUUUCUAGAAUGUAAAACUGAUGAAGUUCCCUUUUCUCCGUCCAGGUCCUCUGUGUAUAGUUGUAGAAUUCGCUCCGAAUGGUGACUUAAGACAGUUCUUGAGAGACAGGAGGCCAACCGUAGAAUGCCGUACAACAUUGACGCUCAUAGAUCUAGUGUCCUGCCCUUACCAGGUCUGCGCAGGAAUGGAAUAUCUUUCUUCGAAAAACGUAUGUGACAAAAUGUAG